GUAAUAUGCGCCCAGAUUUCAUAGCUGAACGAUUGAACGCAUUACAGGAGUAUAUAAAUCAAGUACUAAUGAAUCCCAUAUUGGCAUCAUCGUUACCAACCAAAAAGUUCAUCGACCCGGACAGUUACUCGACGCCGUUCCAUGAUUUGGCCCUCCAGUAUGCUUCGAUGAGUUUGCGCACCGAUGGCGUGUACACGCUUGGACAGUCGCUAGGUCCGAUCGGUUGGCGACUGCGAAAGCACUACUUUAAGGUGGUGCACAAACCCCAGGGCAACAAACAUUCGCCUGGCCAUUCGACAACCAAGCAUCAUCUCAUCAAGUCAAGCUCGCAAUCGCAUGGCAAACAGCACACCACGCAGGUAUGCGUGACCACAUCGACGGAGAAGGAUUACAACAGCAGCACGAAGGAUCAGAGCGGGCGGGACGAUCUCAUCCUAUGCUGGACCGAGUUCGGGCCCGAUCGGUACAUCGACGAGAAGGAAAUUCAUACGGUGCUGAAGAACUAUGGUGGCGUGCAACACCCGUACAUUGUGCCGAUCGAGCACAUUGCGUCGAAUGACAACGGCGCGUUGGUAAUACGGAAGUUCUACAAGCAGGGCAGCCUGAAGGAUGUGCUCUGCUCGGCCAGUCCGUGCAAUCCGUUCCUAUCGAAGUAUGGCAGUCCGAAGGGCCGAACUCCGCUACCGUUGAAGGAUCUGGCGCUGUACGCACGGCAAAUACUAGAAGCGAUUCGGUUUCUUCACUCAAAGGGCAUGGCUUGUGGGCACGUGCACUGUGGCAACGUGAUCGUGGUGGAUGGCAUCGCGAAGCUGAUUGACGUUGAGAAUUUCAUCUUUGGCGUGCCAUCGUUCUAUCGGCCGUUUUUCGUCCAACACAGCAAAAUCAACACGUGUGAGGCGAUCGAUGUGUACGGGUUCGGUCACUUGCUGUACGAGAUGUGCAUGGGUUAUCCGCUGCAGGAUUCGUAUGCCCGUCAGAUCAGCGAUUGUCCCGACAGCUUGAGAUCUCUGCUGGAGUCGAUCCUGUCGAAGGAUGCUUGCAAAUCCUCCCUACCCACGCUUGAUCAGCUGACAACGCAUCCGUUCUUCGCAGAGUACGCCGGCCAUUUUAACGAUCUGUAUGCGACGACUAUCGGUGUGCAGAAGCCGCACCUAAAGUUCUCUACCGGUGCCAAGGAGCAGCUGAAGCUGGCACUGCAAAAGACUGAGAAUCGAGUGCGGGAAGAGCAACGCUCGGUGAAAAAUCAAAAGCGAUUGGUUCGAGUCCAAGAAAUGAUGACGUCCGAGGAGGAGAAGAAGAAAAUUAAACAGAAGGCUAAACACGAGCAAAAGCAGGCGAAGCUACGCGCACAAAAUUCCCUUCAACUGAACAAUGGACCUCCAUCGACGGGACCGUCCGGCAUGGCGGCCACGGUGCAUCUAUCCAGCUCGACUGGGGUCAUCGUGAAGUCCGACAGUGCGAACAGUAUUACCUCUCCGCAGGAAGCGCUGAUGUCUCCGCCACCGCAUGCCACGGACAGCGGCGGAAGUACGUCUCCGCAGCCACCUCCUUCGGCGCCGCCAAUACCUGGGCCCCCUUCGUCUUUGCCGCUGUUUCCGCCGGCCUCCGACGCGGCAGUGUUGGGGACCAGCACGUCAGGUAAGCUUGCCAAGUCAAUUUCCGGUGACGAGUCGACCGGAGCCAGUGGCAACCGCAACGCGCUGCUCGAGUCCAUUUGCAAUUUUAACAAAAGCGGUCUCAAAAAAAUCAACUUGUCCGAGGCCGGAAAGUAG
Anopheles nili is the source of this 1772-nucleotide messenger RNA. RefSeq names its product PX domain-containing protein kinase-like protein. The coding region runs from base 6 to 1772 and encodes 588 amino acids. The record is from RefSeq and is a predicted model, not a curated record. NCBI's taxonomy places the organism in Eukaryota, Metazoa, Arthropoda, Insecta, Diptera, Culicidae. The transcript has 4 exons. Gene Ontology annotation, biological process: early endosome to late endosome transport; protein phosphorylation; endosome to lysosome transport. Gene Ontology annotation, molecular function: ATP binding; phosphatidylinositol binding; protein kinase activity. Gene Ontology annotation, cellular component: early endosome; extrinsic component of endosome membrane; late endosome.